Molecule: messenger RNA, 3558 nt
Organism: Phragmites australis (common reed)
Lineage: Eukaryota; Viridiplantae; Streptophyta; Magnoliopsida; Poales; Poaceae
Product: coumaroyl-CoA:anthocyanidin 3-O-glucoside-6''-O-coumaroyltransferase 2-like
Exons: 6
Coding region: 1986-3344 (452 amino acids)
Source: RefSeq, a predicted model, not a curated record
UGAGCCUUCCCGGUCGCAGUCAGGGAGGAGACGAAGGCGCGCUCGCCACGGACCAAGCUCACAUGCCCGGCCUCGUGAGCUCGCCCGCGGCUGCUCGAUCGCUUGCUGCGGGAGCAGAGCAGAGGAGUGGAGAGCUGGCUUGAGCGGGGGAUCGGGCUUUGCUCUUCCGUCCGCGAAGGAAGGGUGGGGAGCGCGGCGGCCAUGGGCGGCGGACAGGCGGGGGGAGAAGCUGGUAAGGGAGAAGAGAGCGAGGGCCAAACGAGUCGGCCGUCCAAUUGAUACCAGGGCUUUUAUGCAAAUAUUCGGAUCGCGAUAAAAAAAAACAGGGUGUUUUCUGCAAGAUAUCGGAUCGCAAUUAAUAAUUACGAUCCAACUUAGGGGUUUACUGCAAGAUAUCGGAUCGCGGUUAACUAUCGCGAUCUGCGUUUUAUGAAAAAUAUCAGGGCCAAUAUGUAAAGUUUCUUACCGGCGAGGCCGCGCCGCGGCUGCCGCUGCCGACUUCCGCUAGCCCGCCGCCAUGCUUCCCGCGACAUUAUCCUUCAGGUUAACGGGACUAGGCGCUGCCUCCAGCCCCCGCGCGCCGCUCUCGGGCCUAGCUCCCCAAGAGAUGCUCCCGCGGCAGCGCCGGCGCGCACGCGCGGACGGCGGUGGCGCGGGUUGGCGUCUGCCUGCUCCUAGCUCUAGCAUUGAAGAGUGGACCAAGUUUUCGUUGUUUUGCCCACAUGAAUCUCUGCUGAGGAGUGUGGCCUCGCGGUUGGGACAAGUGCCACGAGCCCAUGACGCGGACGCCGCCGACGAGCGGGGGUUCUCGGUUCCUCUCCGGCGCUGGGAAACCCUCCUCGUCAUCACCCUCUCCUACUGAUUACUGAACACGAGGCACAGGUUGAGCUACCCCCACACCGCCACCUCCUCCCUUGCUCUUGCGCGGUUCGAUUUGUUGCCCUUUCAGAUACGUCAAGUCUCUCUCAUUUGGUGCGAGGAUGAGAUGACACUCGAGUAAACCCCUGAUUUGAUUUGGUGCUCUUUGGCCAAGGUGGUUCAGUUACGUGAUGCCCAUGGUCGUCCUUCUGAAGAACUGCGUGCUCAAACUUUGGAGUACAAGCUCCUUCAGCAAAAAUUUAGAUAUUUUUGUGACUUUUGAGUUGAUACUGGCGUAGCCUUAAUGAGGAUUGGAGGGGCUCCAUUCAGUUGGUUUGGUGCGCGUAUGUUUGGUUGUUCAUCCCUUCACGUCAAAGCAAUUUCCUUUGUUGCUAUCUACCACCAGUACUACUAACACAGUCUGGUACUGUUAAGUAACCAUCAUUCAAAGACCGUAGCAACUGCAUUUGGUGCAACGUUUUCCUCUUUGCGAUUGCUCCAACCACAACGGUGGCCUUGAAUAUCUUAAGCAGGAUGUUGCUCUCUUGGGGCCCCUAUUUUUUUCCUUCUAGAAAAAUGAGAUUAAGGACAUGAUCCAGAUGAGAGAAUCAAAGUGGAGCCAUCCAAAGCCAAAGGCAUCUUCCUUGAUGUCCUGAACAUCUUUGAAAGGACAUGUAAUGACAAGCAUUUGACAAUGUUGCCAUUGAUUGCCUGUUUGCCUGACAGACACGAGUGCAACACCCCAUCCCAUCUGAUUGGCUCAACACUACUGUAGCUUGUGCCUGUGCUUGGAGCCUGUCCUUCCUCAACAUCUUGCAGAAAAGCAGUGAGACAAGAGAAGGCCAUUGCCAGCUAUUAACAAUGGAAACAAUCAGAAGGCAGCAGCAGGAGAGAGGGACAGAUUUUGGUCACAUUUCCAACUACCGUCAGAACUAAACAAUUUGUUCUAGUGCUUGUGUUUGGUGGAUCUGAAUCACCCUUCUGAUCUGGUCACCACUUCCCUCCCUUGUCUAGUUCUCUUCUCUUCUCCUCUCCCUGCUGCAGCUGCAGGCACAGGGGCUAACCGCACUAGUGCUACUCCACUACCACAGCAACAGCAGCAAGAAGCAGAGGGGCCUCCAAUUCCCAUGGCCACCAAGGUUCUCGACAAGAUCACGGUGGCGGCCUCGCCUCCGGCCUCCGGCGGCGUGCUCCCCUUGACCUUCUUCGACGUACCCUGGCUCUUCACCGGCCCGAUCGAGCGCGUCUUCUUCUACACCUACCCGCACCCGGUCGAGCAAUUCACCGCCCACCUCCUGCCUUCCCUCGUUUCCUCCCUCUCCGCCGCCUUGCACAGCUUCUAUCCUCUUCUUGGCUGCGUCCGGCCGUGCCCGGACGGGGGCGGCGGGUACGAGUUCUACUCUACGGGUGGGGAUGGGGGCGGCGUCGAGCUCACCGUCGCCGAGAGCUCUGACGACUUCGAGGAGCUCUCCGGCGGCAGCCCGAGGGAUGUUGCCCGGCUGUACGAGUUGGUGCCGCAGCUCCCGCGGACGGAGGACGGGAGCUUCGCUCUCGCGUCGGCGCAGGUCACGGUGUUCGCCGGCCAGGGCCUCGCCGUCGGCGUGUCCAUCCACCAUGUGGCCUGUGACGAUUCCAGCUACAUGCAUUUCGUGAAGACCUGGGCCGGCCAGUGCCGAGUGGCUGCCGGCGAGGACGCCGCCGAGGUGCCACCACCGUUAUUGGACCGUGACGUGGUCGCGGAUCCCGAGGGCCUUGCCGCCAGGACGCUCGACGAAAUGCGCCAAUUGGCAGCCAAAGGCCCACCUCCGCCGCCGCCGCCAGGUCCGCCGCCGAAGCUGGUCAUCGCGUCGUUCGUGCUCACCCGCGACUGCAUUGACAAGCUCAAGCAGCGUGUGGUCGCCAAGGGCGCGGCGAGUGCCAACGGCGGUGGACGCGUCCACUGCUCGGCGUUCACGGUGGCGUGUGCGUUCGCGUGGGCCUGCCUGGCGAGAGUCGACGGCAGCUACACCUGCAAGAAGCGCGCGCACCUGCUGUUCUCGGUGGAAUGCCGUCGCCGCCUCGCGCCGCCGAUCCCCCAGGAGUACCUCGGCAACUGCCUCCGUCCGUGCUUCGUCGAGGUCGACAUGGGGGACCUGCUUGGCGCCGACGGCGUCGUGACCGCGGCCGCAGCGAUAGGCGCAUCCAUCAAAGGUCUCGACGGCGGCGUGCUGGACGGCGCCGACGGGUGGUUCCACAAGAUCCUGUCACUAGUCCCGGAACACCCCAUGUCAGUUGGUGGCUCGCCGCGCUACGGCGUGUAUGACGCCGACUUCGGCCUGGGUCGGCCGAACAAGGUCGAGCUGGUGUCCAUCGACAAGACGCCGGGCACGGUGUCGCUGGCGGAGGGCCGCGACACGCAGGCCGGGAUCGAGAUCGGCGUCGUGCUGCCGGAGGCCGAGAUGGCGCAAUUCAGCUCAUGCUUCUCCGACGGAUUGAAGCAGCUGUGAACACGAGAUCCUGCUGGUGGUCAGUACAUAUUGGCCGGUUUGUCCAGUUCUGGUCAGUGCUCAUGAGGUCGUUUAUCGGCGCCCGAAUUGCAUUUUUAAGCGCAUAAAUUGGUUCUUACGAAGUACUGGUAAUAUAGAUGACCGCAGGUGUAUAUUUGAGAGAUGGAGGAUACAUAUAUUUUGGUAAAUUCAUAUGUGAGACUUUGUUAAUUGA